This is a messenger RNA of Pistacia vera, 557 nucleotides long. Its product is annotated as V-type proton ATPase 16 kDa proteolipid subunit-like. Gene Ontology annotation, cellular component: proton-transporting V-type ATPase, V0 domain. Bases 114 to 536 code for a protein of 140 amino acids. The transcript has 3 exons. The record is from RefSeq and is a predicted model, not a curated record. NCBI's taxonomy places the organism in Eukaryota, Viridiplantae, Streptophyta, Magnoliopsida, Sapindales, Anacardiaceae. Gene Ontology annotation, molecular function: proton-transporting ATPase activity, rotational mechanism. Gene Ontology annotation, biological process: proton transmembrane transport.
AAACUUCCUCCAGUAUUUCCCGUCUUCUUCUCCAAUCCUGUUCCCCCACCAAAAGAAAAAAUCCUCACUUUUGCAAAUCUCUCCAUAACCUAACAAUUAACAAAAGAAAAAAAAUGUCAACCACGUUCAGCGGAGAUGAAACGGCACCGUUUUUUGGCUUCCUUGGCGCCGCAGCUGCCCUUGUUUUCUCAUGUAUGGGAGCAGCGUAUGGAACGGCAAAGAGUGGAGUGGGCGUGGCAUCAAUGGGAGUGAUGAGACCAGAGCUGGUAAUGAAAUCGAUAGUGCCAGUUGUUAUGGCUGGAGUUUUAGGUAUUUAUGGUUUAAUUAUUGCGGUUAUUAUUAGUACUGGUAUUAACCCGAAGGCCAAAUCCUAUUACCUUUUUGAUGGCUACGCUCAUUUGUCUUCGGGUCUCGCUUGUGGUCUCGCUGGCCUCUCUGCUGGCAUGGCUAUCGGUAUUGUUGGUGAUGCCGGGGUUAGGGCUAAUGCACAGCAGCCAAAGCUUUUGUGGAAUGAUUCUUAUUCUCAUAUUUGCUGAGGCAUUGGCAUUGUAUGGCCU